Molecule: messenger RNA, 3682 nt
Organism: Microplitis mediator
Lineage: Eukaryota; Metazoa; Arthropoda; Insecta; Hymenoptera; Braconidae
Gene: Mettl14
Product: N6-adenosine-methyltransferase non-catalytic subunit
Exons: 5
Coding region: 2548-3522 (324 amino acids)
Cellular component (GO): RNA N6-methyladenosine methyltransferase complex; nucleus
Molecular function (GO): mRNA binding
Source: RefSeq, a predicted model, not a curated record
UUUUUUUAAUUUUAUUUUAUUAAUUAUUUACUCUAUUUACUAAUAAUUUUAAAUUUUUCUGAUGUCUACUACAUUCACACUCAUUUUACGAAAGCUUGUGAUGAUCCUGAAAUCAGCCGAACUAUUGUACAGUCUACAUAUAUAGUCGUCACGCUGCCAUUAAGAUGGACGCCAUUUUACUAAAUGUGAAAUCAUUAACUGAGAAGUUUAUCAAAAGCGAUUGCAUGUGCAAUCCAAAUUAUUUUCGCUAUAAAGAAGGUGCAAAACUUUGCUUAUGUGAGAAUGAGUACAGGAAAUUGAAGAACUACGUGGGUUACUGCAAAUAUUUGGAACAUCAGGACUCAAUCCAUCAUUACGUUUUUGAUGAACUAAAUAUAAAAGCAGAAGGAAAAUAUAUUUUAUCAAUCAUCGACACUACGGAAGCGCAAAGAGGGGUCGCGAUGUUCAUGAUUACUGAAAUUGAAAAAAAACUUGAAUACUUAAAUGCCAGAAAAAUCGUAACUAAUUCAUCGUACACAGAGAUUCAUGAUAAAGUCAAAUUAUUAAAAAAGGCAUAUCCAGAAGCAGUUGCACUUUCAACACAAUUACGUGAAAUCAAAAAUAAACUGCCAGAUUUUGAUGUUAGGUGUUUUCGUUUGAGCUGUAAUAUAGCGGAACACACCUCGUUCACCAGAAAUGAGGAAACUUAUAAAAAUAUACGAAAAUUAAAAGAGUCAAAUUAGUUAAAUAUCUAAAAAAAAACUUUAUUAUUAUUAUUUUUUUAAAUGAUACACAAAUAUGAGUAAUAAGUUGUGAAAUAAAGUAAUAAAACACUAAUUAUUACUAAAACAUGCGGAGUAAUGUGGUAUAUAAUUGCUCAACAUAUCGUUUGUUGGCUGUCUUUGAUUGUUAACUUCGCCGUAAUUACAAUUAAAUUAUCGAUGGUUAAUCGAUAAUAUUCCAUAGGUUUCAGAUUUGCUCGAAUAUUUUUUAUAAAAUUCGUAAUUAACAAUUGCAAUCAAACGUAAAAUAAUUUUUAUUACUGGACAUAUUACCGCCAAUAAGCCAGCAGUUGUUGCAAAUAUUGUGCAUUUUAGCGGAUCGAUUGCUUGUUGGAAAGCUCCAAAUGUUAAUAUUGUGUAAACUAAUAAUAUUGUGUAAAGUUCCAAAUAAUAACGAUGCCUUUGACUCGAUAAAAAAAAAAUAAUUAGUAAUAGUAAUGGCAUUGGUCUAGAACUUGGGUUCCACUUAAAUAAUUACACAGAAAAAAAGGAUUUCUUGACACAAAAAAUUUUUUCCCAGCCCAAGAAAUUUUUUGCAUUAUGAAUUGAAAACAGAAAUUUUCUUACGGCGAGAAUGAAUUUUUUCAGAGCAAGAAAAAACUUUUUGAGUCAAUAAAUUUUUUCUCGUCCCAAGAAAAUUUUUGUAUUCAAUUUAAAAUACAAAAAAAUUCUUGCGCCCAGAAAUUCUUUUUUUCUGUGUAGUAAUAAAUUGUAAAUUAUAAUUUACUUGAUUUCAAAUAAUCAGUCAGUCCAACGACAGCAAUAAUUGCUGCGUAAAAUAAUUCUCCAAUGAUAUUUUAAGUAUUCAUUUUUAUUUUUUAAUUCAAUGCAUGAAUUACUGAUGACUUUUUUUUUAUGACUUUCCAACAAGGAUUCGACACGUAGGAUUCGGUUAAUAAUUAAUUAUGAAGAAUGCAAACAAACUUUAUUAAUUAUUGUGUAGGCGGGAAAAUUUGAAUCAUAUUUUUAUUUUUUAAUAGAUUAAAUAACUUGAUUACAAUUGUUUUUUUUUAUUUAUCCAAAUAUAUUUAGUACAUUGCGAUUGAUAAUAAUAAUUACAAAUGUGAGCUAUUUAUUUAUAAAAAUAAUAUCAGCGUGAAUGUAGCAGACAUCAGACAAAUUUAAAAUUAUAAAUAAAUAGAGUAAAAAAUUACGACGCGAAUAAGUGUACAGAAAUAGGUGGGAUAGAAUAAGGGAUAAGCGUGCGGCACGAUAACGUGUCACAGGGUAGGAUAUUCCGAACACAGGUUUUUUUCUGUAUCUUUAAACACUACGAAAAAAUUAAUAAAUUAACAUUUUUUAAAAAUGCGCAUUUAAAAAACUUUGAAAUUAAUAAGUGCAUUUUUUUAAAUAUUUUUUUUUUUUUUUCAAUUAUUUACUCCAUUUAUUUAUAAUUUAAAAUUUGUCUGAUGCCUGGUAAAAAUAAUAAUAAUAUUUUUAUAAAAUUCUAAUAACCAUAUGAGACAUUAUUUUAAGAGGAUACAAAAAAAUUUUUUUUUUUAAUGCAGAACUAGUGUGCAUCUUGAUCUGCGCAUGCGCGAGAAACAAAUUUCCAAGAAAGCACCCAGCACCCAAAGCUGUUGUACUUUUGCGCAUGGGCAUUGCUAGGAGUCGCGAAUGUGGAUGAGCUGCGGCAAGCCCUGGGUACAGACGUCGAUGGAAUCCAAAAAAAAAAAACCAAAGUUCGGGUCAUCAAGUCAGAGGAUGACAAAAGUAAAGAUCAGAAAGACAAUAUCGUAGCGACAGAUGAAAUAGUCUACAAGGAUUCGUCAACAUUUUUAAAAGUAUGCUCCAAGAUUUCCUGGUUAAAUCACCAUGUGGAACCCAGUCAUCAAAUCCUCACAAUGAUUACUGUCAGCAUUUUAUUGACACCGGACAGCGUCCGCAGAAUUUUAUCCGCGAUGUCGGGCUGGCUGACAGAUUCGAGGAGUAUCCGAAACUCCGUGAGUUAAUAAAACUCAAGGAUGACUUAAUAUCGGAGACAGCAACUCCGCCGAUGUAUUUGAAGACGAAUUUAUCAACUUACAAUCUCAAAGAACUUAAUUGCAAGUUCGAUGUUAUUUUAAUAGAGCCUCCAUUGGAAGAAUAUCAGCGGACAUGCGGUGCUACAAAUGUAGAGCUUUGGAACUGGGAUCAAAUAAUGGAACUAGACAUUGGAGAGGUCGCAGCUAAUCGCAGUUUUGUAUUUCUCUGGUGCGGAAGCAGCGACGGUCUUGAUAUGGGACGUUUCUGUCUUCGCAAAUGGGGCUUCCGUCGUUGUGAAGACAUCUGUUGGAUCCGUACCAACAUAAAUAACCCGGGUCACAGUAAAAAUCUUGACAGCAAAGCUGUGCUUCAGAGAACUAAGGAGCAUUGUUUGAUGGGAAUAAAAGGAACUGUUCGUAGAUCAACUGACGGUGACUUUAUUCACGCCAAUGUUGAUAUUGAUCUGAUUAUUUCUGAAGAACCUGAGUACGGUUCUAUUGAGAAACCUGUGGAAAUAUUUCACAUCAUCGAGCAUUUCUGUCUCGGAAGAAGACGGCUGCAUUUGUUCGGCAGAGACAGCACGAUACGCCCAGGAUGGUUGACAGUCGGUCCGGAGUUGACCAACACAAAUUUCAACGCCGACUUGUACAGUGGCUACUUCGCUUCCGGGCAAACUACGACUGGUUGCACAGAAAGAAUUGAGGCUUUGAGACCUAAAUCUCCGCCGCCGAAGGGUAAAGUUGCGGGACGAGGUCGUGGGGCCUUCAAUCGUGGCGGUCGUGGAAGAGGAAGAUAAAUUUUACAUUAAUUAUUAACUUGAUAAAUUUUUAUAAAUAAUUUAGAAUAAAUGACGACUACUUGAGCAUUUUUUUUAUAAAUUAACUUGGGAUAAAUAUUAUAAUUUAAUUGUAUAAAAUAAUGUAAAAUUUUAGAUAAUUAUAAUUUUUUAAUUCCUG